AUGAAAGGCGACAACCACCAGCCGUCCCUCGCGGCGGCGGCGGAGCAGCUCUCCCCUUCGAGUCCGGUGCCCGGCUCCGAGAAGCAGCACCUCUCCUCCGACGAAGAGGUCUGCAAGCCCGCAACCUCGCUCGGCGCCGGCGCCAGCGAGUCGACGCGGCGCGGGCUCAAGUCGCGACACGCGCAAAUGAUUGCGCUGGGCGGCUCCAUCGGCACGGGACUCUUUGUCGGCUCCGGGCAGGGGCUCAAGAUGGGCGGGCCGGCCUUUUUGCUCGUCUGCUACUCCAUCAUCACGCUGCUGCUCUACGGCGUCGCCACGGGCGUCGGCGAGAUUAGCGCCUACCUGCCGGUGCGCGGCUCCGGCGUCGCCUACUACGGCCACCGCUUCGUGUCCCGCAGCCUGGGCUUCACGCUCGGCUGGCUGUACUGGUACAUCUUCUCGCUGGGCAUCGCCGGCGAAAUCACAAUCACCACCAUUGUCAUUCAGUACUGGGAGUCGCCCGUGCCGACGGCCGCCUGGUACACCAUCAUUGCCGUCGUCAUCAUCGCCUGCAACUUUUUCCCCGUGGCCAUUUACGGCGAGGCCGAGUUUUGGUUCGCCACGACCAAGAUCAUCGCCAUCAUCGGCCUGCUGCUGCUGACCGUCAUCAUCUUCUUUGGCGGCGGGCCGGCCCACGAGCCGCUCUACUUUACCAACUGGGCGCACCCGGGCCCCGUCAACACCUACCUCGUCGACGGCGGCGUCGGCCGCCUGUGCGCCUUUCUCGGCACCCUGACCUUUUCCGUCUACGCCUUCAUCUUUGCGCCCGAGAUGCUCGUCGCCACGGCCGGCGAGAUGCAGUCGCCGCGGCGCAACAUGCCCAAGGCCACCAAGCGCUACUUUUGGCGCCUCGUCAUCUUUUACCUGCUCGGCGUCCUGGCCAUUGGCAUCCUCGUCCGCAGCGACAAUGCCGGCCUGCUCUCCCCGGGCAACACGGCCGCCGCCUCGCCCUGGGCGCUCGGCAUCAAGGCCGCCGGCAUUCCCGUCCUCGACUCCAUCAUCAACGCCGUCAUCGUCCUCUCGGCCUGGUCCACCGGCAACUCGUUCCUCUACGUCGCCAGCCGCGCCCUCUACUCGCUGGCCCUCUCCGGCAACGCCCCGCGCAUCUUUGCCCGCUGCACCAAGCAUGGCAUCCCGCACUACGCCACCGCCCUCAGCGCCUGCUUUGCCGCGCUGGCGUACAUGAACCUCGGCAGCACGGGCUCCGUCGUCUUCAACUGGCUCGUCAACAUUGUCAACACGGGCGCCUUUCAGAGCUGGAUCUGCUGCUGCUUCAUCUACCUGCGCUUCUACAAGGCCGCAGAGCUGCAGAAUGUGACUGUUGCCAACGGCCAGCUUCCCUAUCGCUCGAGGUUCCAGCCAUACGCGGCUUGGAUCAGCGGCAUUGUCUUUUCUGUGCUGCUGCUGCUCAAUGGAUUCAAGGUGUUCGUCAAGGGAAACUGGGACACGCCAACGUUCAUCACAUCUUAUAUCGGCAUCGCCAUUUUCGCCGUAUUGUUUCUCGGGCACAAGUUUACCAUAGGACGCAAGGAUCCCUGGAUGGUACCGUUGCAUGAAAUGGACCUCUACACGGGGCUGGAAGAUGUCUUGGCGGCCGAGUUGCCUCCUCCGCCACCUAUCAAAUGGUGGCAAGUGUGGAGGAUCUUGUUCGAGUAG
Messenger RNA from Beauveria bassiana ARSEF 2860, 1695 nucleotides. Its product is annotated as proline-specific permease, putative. The record is from RefSeq and is a predicted model, not a curated record. Gene Ontology annotation, molecular function: amino acid transmembrane transporter activity. The transcript has a single exon. Bases 1 to 1695 code for a protein of 564 amino acids. Lineage: Eukaryota; Fungi; Ascomycota; Sordariomycetes; Hypocreales; Cordycipitaceae. Gene Ontology annotation, biological process: amino acid transmembrane transport. Gene Ontology annotation, cellular component: membrane.